AUGUGUGUAGCUGCUAGACCUGCUGCUUCCAUGAGAGCUCGCACCUUUGCCACUGUCAACCGUGCUGCUGUUUCCAGUGCUUCUCGUCACGGCAUGACUGUCUGUGCUGCUGUCACUGCUGGUGCUCUUUCCUAUGCUUAUUUCCAAAGCAAGGAGCCCGUCUCUGCUGAUGCCAAGCCUAUUGCUGGUGUCAAGGGCACUCUGACCGAACGUACUUUUAUCGCCAUCAAGCCCGACGGUGUCCAACGUGGAUUAGUCGGUAAGAUCAUCUCUCGUUUUGAAGAACGUGGAUAUAAGCUCGUUGGCUUGAAGGCCAUUGUUCCUCCUAGAGAAUUGGCUGAAAAGCAUUAUGAAGAUCUUAGCUCACGUCCCUUCUUCAAGGGCCUUGUUGAUUACAUGACCAGCGGUACUCCUGUCAUUGCUAUGGUUUGGGAAGGUAAGGAUGUCGUCAAACAAGGUCGUGCCAUGAUUGGCGCCACCAACCCUCUUGAAUCCGCUCCUGGUACUAUCCGUGGUCAAUACGCUAUCUCUGUUGGCCGUAACAUCAUCCAUGGCUCUGACUCCUUUGAAUCUGCUGAAAAGGAAAUCAGCUUAUGGUUCGGUAAGGCCGGUGAACUUGUUGACUGGACUCCUGCCAACGCUGAAUGGGUUCAAUCUGAUAACUAA
Molecule: messenger RNA, 666 nt
Organism: Rhizopus microsporus ATCC 52813
Lineage: Eukaryota; Fungi; Mucoromycota; Mucoromycetes; Mucorales; Rhizopodaceae
Product: NDK-domain-containing protein
Exons: 6
Coding region: 1-666 (221 amino acids)
Biological process (GO): CTP biosynthetic process; GTP biosynthetic process; UTP biosynthetic process
Molecular function (GO): nucleoside diphosphate kinase activity
Source: RefSeq, a predicted model, not a curated record